Molecule: messenger RNA, 1959 nt
Organism: Marchantia polymorpha subsp. ruderalis
Lineage: Eukaryota; Viridiplantae; Streptophyta; Marchantiopsida; Marchantiales; Marchantiaceae
Source: the annotation of a GenBank genome assembly
ACAGCUGGGGCCGCCGAUCGAUCACACAUCUCCAUGCACGUCUGCCUGUCUGCCCAUAGUGCGAAUCCAAUUAAGAAGCUCAAAAUCAUGUGAGAUCGUACGUAGCCGAGAUAUCCUCGAGAUGCUGCGGUAGCAGCAGGAGCAGGUGCGUGUCUUCCACACAGGCAUUGCGAAGGCGAGCGGGCAUGUACAACCGAGUGAGUCAGUGGAAAGUUUGAAGAAGCGGAUUGCGACUUUUCGGGGUCUCUUGGAAGGCUGCGAGGCAAGAAAGGACGGACCUAAAUGUGUGCCCGUCACGCCGAGAAAAUGGACACUGCUGUACGAGAAGAUGUGCUGGAUGACAUUGGAUUCAUUCGUACACCCCUCGACCUCUGCCGGAUCUCAGAAUUGCAGGGCUGCCGAAAUGCAACAUCAUGCAUCACGUCGUUGUUGUAACGUUCUGCGUACGGUCUCGGUCUCGGUCUCGGUGGUGGCGAGGUUGCAAAUGGACGGGAAUGCUCGAAACGAGGACCGGCCGCAUCCGAGAUUCAGAGAUCUUUGUGAUCAUUGCAUUUGGGGAAACGGACGAAUGACAUCUAUGUAAUUGUACAAUCUUGAAUCGAUGGGGGACGAUUGGCUGGCGCUGGACAAGGUGGAGCAUUUCGCUUCUUGUUUUCUCAUCACCGCAGUCGUGGUUCAUCUCGCUGGCCGAACGAGGCUCCGCAAAUGGAGAAUUAUGGUCGGUGCUCUGGUUGGGUUAGUGGCAGGUGCGGCCAAAGAGGCAGGCGAUGCAACAGGCAUUUGGCCUUCUGCAGGCGCCUCGGUGAAAGAUGGAGUGGCAGAUAUGAUCGGCGUGGCUGCAGCAGUUCUUUGGAACUUAUUUCUUUCUCCUCUCUGGAGACAGAAACCUCAAGCGAUUUCCAAGGAUGGAAUCGACCAAGUUUGAGCUUGAGCUAGAGCUUGAGCUCGAGGUCACCGACCAACCAACCAACCCACCCACCAACCGACCGACACUGAGAGGUGCUUUGCAACUUCGCAGUGCUGUACUGAGUGCUGCCAUCAUUUCAGAGUGUUCAACGCCUCUCUCGAUCAUCUGAAGGUUUCUGGAGGGUCAUUGCAGGGCAGAUCACGCCCCUUUCUCGUCCUCUACCUUUCACAAUGCACUUCGCUCCUCACAGCGCAAGAAGGCACAAGGCUCAAGACUCAAGGUAACCACCACUUCUCAGCACUGUUCCGAAAGGUGGAUAUGACCACAUCGUUAAAGAUGAGAUUCAGAUGAUGCACUUUUCUCGAGGCGAUGACUGUGGAUAUGAACAACUGUUUCCAACGAGUCAGAGGUGUGGAGGUCCGAAUCUCGAGCGUCACCACGUCGUCAGUAAAGAAGAAACGGAGAUCUCGAGCUCAAGCAGGUACCUUGAAAGCAAACUUAUAUGUGGAUUAAGACGGAGGCAGUGACACUCUUUCGCAAUGUGGAUGAUGAUCCUGUGAAGCAAUAUAAACUCCACUUGAGAUCCUGGAAUCCUACCCACCACCAUGACGUCACCUGAAGAAAAGUCGUUGCAUGACAAACGCCGACUCAUUCUGUUUACUGGCAUUCAAAUUUGCCAAGGUCUGUUGACCAAGUGGGCGAUUAGAGUGUAGUCCACUGUGAGCCCUGAUAUCAUGGCUUAUGUAGCAGUAUAAACUCAUACAUUUCGAUUUCUGCGUGUCAUCCUUGCGGGGGCCAUGCUAAUCUUCUCUGUAUCGUUCCCGAAGGAUUUUAGCGGAUGUUCCCGAAGGGACAUUUAUUAUAGUGGAGUCUGACCACCAAAGAAAUGAUAGACCACAUUUGAAGAAACCAAGGAAAGGUAGAAAGCGUAGCCUUCUGGAAGACUCAUGGAAUGUCGAGUCUUUCUAACUGCCUCUGGAAAGGGACACCAAACACCUGGCAUUCAAGGUGGCUGUGGUGCGAUGAGUUCAUUCUUUUGUUAAAGAACUGGG